Molecule: messenger RNA, 1765 nt
Organism: Mauremys reevesii (Reeves's turtle)
Lineage: Eukaryota; Metazoa; Chordata; Testudines; Geoemydidae
Gene: PPP1R8
Product: protein phosphatase 1 regulatory subunit 8
Exons: 7
Coding region: 96-1151 (351 amino acids)
Cellular component (GO): nuclear speck
Molecular function (GO): mRNA binding; protein binding; protein serine/threonine phosphatase inhibitor activity
Source: RefSeq, a predicted model, not a curated record
CGGGAGCGGCGCGCGAUGCAUGCCGGGAUCGCCUCCCGGCCGGUCCUCCUGAUUCCCAGCCUGCCUCGGGCCCGCUUGAAUGGGGUAUAUACAAGAUGGCGGCGAACGCGAAUUCUUGUGGCGGCCUGUCGCUAUUCGACUGCCCAAGCUGGGCAGGAAAACCUCCCCCUGGCUUGCAUCUGGAUGUAGUCAAAGGAGACAAACUAAUUGAGAAACUGAUCAUUGAUGAGAAGAAAUAUUAUCUAUUUGGGAGAAACCCUGAUCUGUGCGAUUUUACCAUUGAUCACCAGUCCUGCUCUCGGGUCCAUGCUGCCUUGGUAUAUCACAAACAUCUUAAGAGGGUUUUCCUCAUAGACCUUAACAGCACACAUGGCACGUUCUUGGGUCAUAUCCGUUUGGAACCUCACAAACCACAACAGAUUCCCAUUGACUCCACAGUUUCAUUUGGUGCCUCUACGCGGGCGUAUACUCUGCGAGAGAAGCCGCAGACACUGCCAUCCGCGGUUAAAGGAGAUGAGAAAAUGGGUGGUGAUGAUGAGGAGCUCAAGGGCUUGCUGGGCCUGCCGGAGGAGGAGACCGAGCUUGAUAACCUGACAGAGUUUAACACAGCCCACAACAAGAGAAUCUCUACGCUCACCAUAGAGGAAGGGAACUUGGAUAUUCAGAGACCAAAGAGAAAACGGAAGAACUCCAGAGUGACAUUCAGCGACGAUGACGAGAUCAUUAAUCCAGAGGACGUGGACCCUUCAGUUGGGCGUUUCAGAAACAUGGUACAGACAGCAGUGGUCCCAGUUAAGAAGAAACGGAUGGAAAACCCAGGCUCGCUGGGCAUGGAUGAGUCUGUAACACGGCGCAUGCAGAACUUCCCCUACGGUGGAGGAUUGUAUGGUGGUCUGCCUCCCACUCACAAUGAGGCAGGUUCCCAAUCGCAUGGCAUUCAUGGGACAGCACUCAUUGGAGGCCUGCCAAUGCCCUACCCCAAUCUUGCCCCAGAGGUGGACUUGACUCCCGUUGUGCCAUCGACGGUUAGCAUGAACCCUGCUCCCAACCCUGCCGUCUUUAAUCCUGAAGCUGUGAAUGAACCGAAGAAGAAGAAAUAUGCAAAGGAGGCUUGGCCAGGCAAGAAGCCCACCCCUUCUCUACUGAUCUGAGAUGGGCUUUGUUUGGGGGUGGGAGCGAUGAACUUGAGAAACUGUUCCCGUGAAGUAUCGUCUUUUAAAGUUUGUGUCCUAACCACAUGUAAUAUCAAGAUUGGAGGAGUGAAAUGUCCCUCAAAGAUCUGUCUUCAAAACAUUUUUGUCUGGAAAAAAAAAAAAAAAAACCACCUCCCACCUCCUUUUGAAUCCAAAAGGCCAACAGCCUUUUCCCUUAGCCAUUACGCUCCAUAAGUUAAAAGGACACUGUCAAGUAAUUCAGCCCCACGUUUAUGGCCUGAUCCUGCAAACAGAUCCACUAGGUGUAGUGCUGACUACUAUGAGUAGCCUCGCUCCAGCUAGACUGCUCAGGGCAGUAUGCACUACCUCAAGAGUAAGCAGGCCUAAAUUCAGUACUAAAUCAGGCUUUUGUGUGUAACUUUAAAACAUGACAAAAUGUAAUAUAAAUGGAAUGGCUUUAUUGUUUUACCGUUACAAAAUCACAUAAACGCUUUUAGUUUGGCUGUCAACAUUCCUUUGUACUUGCAACCUAAAACAUUGCAGCAUCUGGGUAGCUCUUGAGAAGCUGGAGGUGAAAUGGACAAGAAAUAAAAGUGAAACUGACUAGUCAA